Molecule: messenger RNA, 3942 nt
Organism: Elgaria multicarinata webbii
Lineage: Eukaryota; Metazoa; Chordata; Lepidosauria; Squamata; Anguidae
Gene: GRID2
Product: glutamate ionotropic receptor delta type subunit 2
Exons: 16
Coding region: 77-3100 (1007 amino acids)
Biological process (GO): monoatomic ion transport; modulation of chemical synaptic transmission; synaptic transmission, glutamatergic
Cellular component (GO): plasma membrane; postsynaptic density membrane
Molecular function (GO): transmitter-gated monoatomic ion channel activity involved in regulation of postsynaptic membrane potential; glutamate receptor activity
Source: RefSeq, a predicted model, not a curated record
UCCUCCUGGUCGCUGGUGAUCGCUAACCUCCUGGCCGCCCCCCGCCCCUUUCCCCCGCUCGUCCGAAGCGCAGGAGAUGGAAGUUUUUUCCUUCGCUUUGCUGGUGGCCGUGUGCGGGACUCGAACCUGGGAAGCGGCGCUGGCGGAUUCGAUCAUUCACAUCGGGGCAAUAUUUGAUGAAUCUGCAAAAAAAGAUGAGGAGGUGUUUCGCAUGGCAGUUUCUGACCUCAACCAUAAUGAUGAAAUCUUACAGACCGAGAAAAUCACAAUUUCUGUGAAUUUUGUGGAUGGCAACAACCCGUUUCAGGCAGUUCAAGAAGCCUGUGACCUUAUGAACCAUGGCAUCUUGGCUCUUGUCAGCUCCAUUGGCUGUACGUCAGCGGGAUCUCUCCAGUCCUUGGCAGAUGCUAUGCACAUCCCUCACCUUUUCAUCCAGCGAUCAACAGCUGGGACUCCGAGAAGCGGCUGUGGGACCACCAGGAGCAACCGGAAUGAUGACUACACACUCUUUGUCCGUCCACCUGUCUACAUCAACGAUGUCAUCUUGAGGGUGGUCACAGAAUAUGCCUGGCAGAAAUUCAUCAUCUUCUACGAUAGCGAGUACGAUAUCCGUGGAAUACAAGAGUUUUUGGACAAAGUAUCUCAGCAGGGAAUGGAUGUAGCGCUACAGAAAGUAGAGAACAACAUCAAUAAAAUGAUCACAGGGCUCUUUGCCACCAUGCGGAUUGAAGAACUGAACCGCUACCGGGAUACUCUGAGAAGGGCCAUUCUGGUAAUGAACCCAUCAACGGCCAAGUCUUUCAUUGCCGAGGUUGUGGAAGCCAAUUUGGUUGCUUUUGACUGUCACUGGAUCAUUAUAAAUGAGGAAAUCAAUGAUGCGGACGUGCAGGACCUGGUGAGAAAGUCGAUUGGAAGGUUAACGCUUAUUCGGCAGUCCUUUCCUGUGCCACAGAACAUAAGUCAGCGAUGCUUUCGUGGGACCCACCGAAUAUCUUCAUCACUCUGUGAUCCUAAAGACCCUUUCUCCCAAAAUAUGGAGAUUACCAACCUCUACAUCUACGAUACUGUGCUUUUGCUUGCAAAUGCUUUCCACAAGAAGCUGGAGGACCGAAAGUGGCACAGCAUGGCUAGCCUGACGUGCAUUAGGAAGAACUCGAAACCGUGGCAAGGAGGAAGAUCCAUGUUGGAUACAAUCAAGAAGGGAGGAGUGAAUGGCUUGACAGGAGAGCUGGAAUUUGCAGACAAUGGGAAGAAUCCUAAUGUUCUCUUUGAAAUCCUGGGGACCAACUAUGGGGAAGAACUCAGUAGAGGCAUCCGCAAGCUGGGCUGCUGGAAUCCUGUCACCGGUCUCAAUGGUUCAUUAACAGACAGAAGGCUGGAGAACAACAUGCGUGGUGUGGUCCUUCGGGUAGUGACAGUGUUGGAGGAGCCCUUUGUAAUGGUGUCAGAAAAUGUUUUGGGGAAGCCAAAGAAAUACCAAGGCUUUUCGAUAGAUGUCCUGGAAUCCUUAUCCACUUACCUUGGCUUCACGUAUGAAAUUUAUGUUGCGCCAGACCACAAGUAUGGACGCCCCCAGGAGAAUGGGACCUGGAAUGGACUGAUAGGAGAACUCGUAUUUAAGAGAGCUGAUAUAGGCAUUUCUGCAUUAACCAUCACCCCAGAUCGGGAAAAUGUGGUUGAUUUUACCACCCGUUACAUGGAUUACUCUGUGGGUGUGCUGCUUCAGAAAGCUGAAAAGACAAUGGACAUGUUUGCCUGUUUGGCCCCAUUUGACCUCUCCCUCUGGGCCUGCAUAGCUGGCACGGUGCUGUUGGUAGGACUUUUGGUAUACCUCCUAAAUUGGCUCAAUCCGCCACGUCUGCAAAUGGGAUCAAUGACUUCAACAACUCUCUACAACUCCAUGUGGUUUGUCUAUGGAUCCUUCGUGCAGCAAGGAGGAGAGGUUCCCUAUACAACGUUGGCAACACGGAUGAUGAUGGGCGCCUGGUGGCUCUUCGCCUUGAUUGUCAUCUCAUCCUAUACGGCAAAUCUAGCAGCUUUUCUCACCAUCACUCGUAUUGAGAACUCCAUCCAGUCUCUUCAGGAUCUCUCCAGGCAGACUGAUAUUCCUUAUGGCACUGUUUUGGAUUCUGCGGUCUAUGAGCAUGUCCGGGUGAAAGGCAUGAACCCUUUUGAGAAGAACAACAUGUAUUCCAAACUGUGGCAGAUGAUUAACCGAAGUAACGGGUCCGAGAAUAAUGUGCAGGAAUCCCAAGCAGGCAUUCAAAAGGUCAAAUAUGGGAAUUAUGCCUUCGUAUGGGAUGCAGCAGUUUUGGAAUAUGUUGCUCUGAAUGACCCAGAUUGUUCCUUCUAUACUGUUGGAAAUACAAUUGCAGAUCGAGGGUAUGGAAUUGCCCUUCAACAUGGUAGUCCCUACAGAGAUGUAUUCUCACAAAGGAUUCUAGAACUUCAGCAGAACGGACACAUGGAUCUACUGAAGCAUAAGUGGUGGCCAAAGAAUGGCCAGUGUGACCUGUACUCCUCUGUGGACCCCAAAUAUAAAGGAGGAGCUUUGGACAUAAAGAGCUUUGCAGGUGUAUUUUGCAUACUGGCAGCUGGGAUUGUUCUCUCCUGUUUAAUUGCAAUGUUGGAAACAUGGUGGAAUAAAAGAAAAGGCUCACGGGUUCCUUCAAAAGAGGAUGACAAAGAAAUUGAUCUGGAGCAUCUCCAUAGACGUGUGAACAGCCUCUGCACAGAUGACGAGAGCCCCCAUAAACAGUUUUCCACCUCAUCCAUUGACUUGACUCCCCUGGACAUUGACACUUUGCCCACGCGCCAGGCGCUCGAGCAGAUCAGUGACUUCAGGAACACUCAUAUCACUACCACAACCUUCAUCCCAGAACAGAUCCAGACUCUUAGUCGCACACUUUCAGCUAAAGCUGCUUCUGGAUUCUCUUUCGGCAGUGUGCCUGAACACCGGACUGGCCCUUUUAGGCACAGGGCUCCGAAUGGGGGCUUUUUCAGAAGUCCUAUCAAAACAAUGUCCUCAAUUCCAUAUCAACCGACUCCAACCUUAGGGCUCAACAUCGGUAACGACCCAGACCGGGGCACCUCCAUAUAAAGCUUCAGACAUUGUUUUGUCACUGUUUCUUUUUAGGACUCCCUUUGCAAGGAGCAGCUGUGAUAUUGUGGGACUAACAUGGAUGUAACUUUUUAAAAAGAAAUCAGGAGUAUUAGUAACAACUCACUAUCCUUUCCUCUUCCCCUCCUCUUUUUCGCUUUCUCUCUUAUACUACUUGAGGCCAUGAUUUUCAGCCCAGCUCCUCUAGAGUAGCUCACUGGCUAAACUGGUGCAACUUUGAUGUAAGUGCUCUCUAGAAUGUAUUAUGGCCCUGCAACUCUGCCUCCAUCAAACCAACUCAUUAUGGCCAGUGGGAUUACUCUGAAGUAUGUGCAACCUGAGCCACUACUGAAAAACUACCCUGCCGAUUUCCUAAUAUUUUGUUAAUAUGCAUUUCAUAAACUGAGUCUGUAUCAAAGAUUUGGCGUUGCUUCACUCAAAGACGUUUGUAUUGUUUCUCCUUUAGGUUUUGAUAAAUUGCAAUAACUUUGAUCUUUUCUCUGUGUUCUGCUGCAUCCAUUCUGUGCUUCACUGCUACCGUGUGUCCUUUUAACUGUGGACCAAAGGCAAACCUUGCAGUUUUUACAGGGGGUAAAAAUGAGAGAAAGGGGAAAGAGAAGGGAGAGACCAUUCAGGCCACCUAAUAUGAGGAUGCAAUUUUGUAGGAUUUCAAGAAGCCAUUGCUAUGCCAGUGAAGACUAUGGUUAAAUCUCCUUUUUGCACUGCAACAGUGCAUAUGACCUUUAUGUGAUUGUACAGUGUUUAAAAGGUUUUUUCUUAUGUACAGUGAACUGUAUCAUAUGGCAGAAUCCUCUGUUCUGUUGAAUAAAUUAGUCUCUCAU